AUGUGUGUCGACAAAAGUUACUGCCUCCCGGGAGAAGCGACGCGGUCAGCUGCGAUGAUAUCAUAAACAACAUUACGAUUAAAGAGUUGGGACGUCAAUGCUGGAAGAGCAUGGACGCUUCUGAAGAGUCCAUAAGAAUGACUUCCAUCCUCCAGAGCAAAUCUGCUCUGUCAAGUCAGGACACACACACACACCUAGAAGAAAACCCAUCUGCACAAUCAGGCAGUGGCGCAAUUCUGGUGUUGUGUUCUGUGUCUGUGGCCUGCCUGAGUGGGCUGAUGAUGGGCUACGAGAUGAGUCUGAUAUCUGGAGCUUUGCUUCAGCUCAGGGAAGUUUUGACUCUCUCGUGCCCCCAGCAAGAGCAAGUUGUGGGGUCUCUUCUGCUUGGAGCCUUCCUUCUGUCCCUGGGUGGCGGCAAUAUCCUGGACCAUUACGGACGCCGCUUCUCUAUCAUUCUUACAGCCCUGCUGUGUGUGUUAGGAACACUUCUGAGUGUGUGUGUUGUAUCGUUCUGGGCGCUAGUGGCUGGGCGAAUGUUGGUUGGAAUGGCAGUGGCACUGUCGGGCACUGCAUCAUGCCUGUAUACAGCAGAAGUGGCUCCGGCUGCCUGGCGUGGGAGGUGCGUGUGCGUGUAUGAGCUGAUGGUAGUAUUAGGGAUGCUGUUGGGGUUUGGGUUGAGCUGGGCUUUUGCAGGUGUUCCAGAUGGAUGGAGGUUUACGUUCAGUGGCGUGCUGCUACCUGCACUGCUGCAAGCCGGCAUUAUGCCACUGUUGCCACGGAGUCCACGCUUCUUGCUUGCCCAACGGCAUGAGAAAGAGGCUCAUGCUACUCUCCUCCGUCUUCGUGCAGGAAUCAAAGGAACGGAUACCGUGGAGGAGGAACUUCAGGCAAUUCGCCUGGCCCUUGGGGCAGAACACCUGCACAGCUGCCUGGACCUCUUCCGUUCCAGGGACAACAUGCUUCACAGACUACUUAUUGGUGCUGCACUGGUUUUUUUGCAGCAGGCAACAGGACAGCCCAAUAUUUUGGCGUAUGCAUCAAGUGUUCUCAGCAGCAUUGGCUUCCAUGGGAAUGAGGCAGCGACUUUUGCCUCUACAGGGUUUGGGGUUGUUAAAGUGGGAGGGACCAUUCCAGCCAUGUUUCUAGUGGAUAAAGUGGGGCCUAAAGUGCUCCUGUGUGUCGGAACUGUUGUCAUGAUGUUGUCAACCGCAACAUUGGGGGCUGUUACCAUGCAGAGCCGAACUCAUGUUUCCAGCCUAUGUCAGGGCCCCAUGAUCAAAGCAAACCUCACUUUAUCCAGGAUAGGAGAUGAGACUGAUAUCCAGACAAACACACUACUUGGCUGGUACCGGCCCACCCCAUCUCACCAUGAACUUCAAACCCGCCACAGAAUAAAUCCUUACCUUAUUGGUAUUAAUGACACUAAGGACCAUUGGAUUUUAAACCACACUAAUGAUCAUAGGACAGCAUUUGUGGACACGGCAGAACCGGCCAAGGGUUCUGAGAAAGAUGGUUUGAAAGUUCAAUCUGUUUCUGUUAAUGAGGUAUCGCCCUCUCUGAAAUGGAUUUCACUGGUCAGCCUGCUGGUAUAUGUUGCUGGAUUCUCCAUCAGCUUGGGACCAAUGGUACAUGUGGUUUUGAGUGCCAUCUUCCCGACUGGCAUCCGAGGAAAAGCUGUAUCCUUCAUCUCUGCAUUCAACUGGGCAACAAAUUUGCUCAUAUCGAUGACCUUCCUUACCCUGACAGAGAGGAUUGGUUUGGCCAGCGUGAUCUUCUCCUAUACUGCUAUGAGCUUCGUGUUGGUGGUGUUUGUGAUGGUAUUUGUGCCAGAGACGAAAGGCAGAUCACUGGAACAGAUUUCUAAGGAGCUUGCAAUGAAGAAUCACCUGAGCAGCAGGCUGUUGUGUCACAGAAGACAACAGGAGGCUAAUACACAAUCCUCACUGGAGGAAAAAGCCCUUGCAAUUGCUUGACUUCUCACUCAAAUGCAAAGUUGAAGAGCGAGAUGAAUUUUGCAAGUGAUUGUUUUUGUUCAGACAGCAGAAACUCAUGAACAUGUAUCUGAGAGACAACAUUGAUUGUUGUUGUCAUGGUGACAUGGUACCUUCUUGUGACAUGAAAGGUCAGUUAAGAACAGUUUAUUAAACCAGUUUGAUUUACUUGUAUUUGUAUUGUUUUUUAAAAAGCAAUUUGGUAACACUUUACAAUAAGUUUCC
Messenger RNA from Xyrauchen texanus (razorback sucker), 2216 nucleotides. It is a transcript of the gene slc2a12, whose product is annotated as solute carrier family 2 member 12. The transcript has 6 exons. The coding region runs from base 111 to 1973 and encodes 620 amino acids. Lineage: Eukaryota; Metazoa; Chordata; Actinopteri; Cypriniformes; Catostomidae. Gene Ontology annotation, biological process: transmembrane transport. The record is from RefSeq and is a predicted model, not a curated record. Gene Ontology annotation, cellular component: membrane. Gene Ontology annotation, molecular function: transmembrane transporter activity.